Aspergillus sclerotioniger CBS 115572 is the source of this 564-nucleotide messenger RNA. RefSeq lists its product as uncharacterized. The record is from RefSeq and is a predicted model, not a curated record. The coding region runs from base 121 to 459 and encodes 112 amino acids. Lineage: Eukaryota; Fungi; Ascomycota; Eurotiomycetes; Eurotiales; Aspergillaceae. The transcript has a single exon.
UUUCUGGACUCUUUCCGCUAUUGUUUUGGCUGUGUAUUUGGAGGUAUACCCCGCAUUUGACUGUCUUGGCUUUCAAUUUCCAGAAAUGGGUUAGCAACAUCGGAUCAAUGACUGGUAAGAAUGAUUGCAUCCAUAGUCACACAGCCGGCUGUACCACUUCGUACUAGGCGAGCAACGAGAGCAACGGGGCAUCCUGCUAUUUUCCCCGGCCGAAGGAGAGCCUUGCCCAAACCGUGCCUAGUGGGGCGCCCGGUACGCCCGGACCAAUCACCCCCGCCAAUUCCCCGGCUCCAUGAACAACGGCAAGUGUUUCCGUCCGGCAGUGGGCAACUCCACCCGUGUUGUUUCUGCUCCAUCAUCUUCUUUCUCCGCUCAAGUGCAUCAGGAGUCCAGAGGACCGUCUACACCUCCAGUUAUGUGCGCAACUUAGGAGGAGCAACAUCGAUCCAGUUCAAAUAAGGAAAAUUUCCCCUUCAGCAUGAAUGAUCUGCAGGCGAUGGAACUCCGGCGGAUGGGAUUUAUAAAGCCUUCAAAUCUCCCUAGCAAGAUCCAUUCCCAUUCAUA